Oxyura jamaicensis (ruddy duck) is the source of this 7532-nucleotide messenger RNA. RefSeq names its product Rho guanine nucleotide exchange factor 10 (gene ARHGEF10). Bases 10 to 4188 code for a protein of 1392 amino acids. Gene Ontology annotation, cellular component: centrosome. Gene Ontology annotation, molecular function: guanyl-nucleotide exchange factor activity; protein binding. The record is from RefSeq and is a predicted model, not a curated record. Gene Ontology annotation, biological process: positive regulation of stress fiber assembly; actin cytoskeleton organization; mitotic spindle assembly. Lineage: Eukaryota; Metazoa; Chordata; Aves; Anseriformes; Anatidae. The transcript is spliced from 28 exons.
AGGACUGUGAUGCCAAUGGACUGUAAGAUCCCAAGGAAACACAAUCAUUGCCCAGCUCAAGCCUGUAUAUACAAUGAGGUGAUAGAGUUUCUGAUGGAAGCUGUCUUAAAUGGAUAUUGUGCAACAGAAUUUUGGAGAGUUUGGUUUGUGAAUCUGGAUGUUCUAGAGCAAGAGCCUAAAGCCACGGGUACGAAUGAUGAAGAGGAGGAUGAGGGAGAGCAGUUUGACUUCGACAGUGGAGAUGAGAUACCAGAAGCAGACAGGCAAGCCCUCGUGCCACCUCCUCCUGAUCCUGGAAGUAACACAGAGCACCAAGAGGCUAACGGCACUGGAGGUGAUACCUUAGAAAGAAAUGGGGAGCUACGAGCAUCAGAACCUGCUGCGGAAGGCAUUCCAACAAAAGUAAAUCCCUACUCAGUCAUAAAUAUUUCCCCAAUGCAAGAAAAGGAUCCAUCCUCCUCCCCAGAACCAAGUCCUCAAGAUGAACCUCCAAGUCCAAAUGUGUCCGGUGGCUAUUCUGUUCCCGUGCCCUGUGGCUAUGCUGUGCCAUCCAAUUUACCUUUGAUACUGCCAGCAUAUUCCAGCCCUGUUAUAAUACGCAGUGUUUCUGUAGAUGAAGAAGCAGGUAUGCAGUCAGCAACUGAAGAAUGUCAUUGUAAUUCUUUAAAUUCAGAGGAACCCCAAAAUAGUGAAGAUAACCAGGUCAAGAGAGAGGAUGAUGCUCUGGCAAAGUGGGUUGCAGAUCCUGCAAAUACAGCAUGGAUGGAAAACCCAGAUGAAGUAAUUUAUGAUGAUGUACCAAGAGAAAAUUCAGACUCUGAACCAGAAGAAAUGAUUUAUGAUGAUGUUGAAAAUGGUGAUGAUGGUGGAAACAGCUCACUGGAAUAUGGAUGGAGUUCAAGUGAGUUUGAAAGCUACGAAGAACAAAGUGAUUCUGAAUGUAAGAAUGGAAUGCCCAGCUCCUUUUUGCGAGGCAACCACAAAAGACAUCUUUCUCAUGACCUAACGCGUUUAAAGGAGCAUUAUGAAAAAAAGAUGAAAGAUUUGAUGGCAAACACUGUGGGAGCAGUAGAGAUUCAGCAACUAAAGCAAAAACAUGAGCUGAAGAUGCAAAAGCUCAUGAGAGCUGCUAGAGAAGGUACCAAAGAUGGACUUGAAAAAACAAAAGCAGCUGUGAAAAAAGGUCGUUCUUUCAUUAGAACUAAGUCUUUUAUUUCCCAAGAUCAUAGAUCGUCAUGUCUAGAAGAAGAGGAGCUAAAUUUAUUUAUUGAUGUGGACUGUAUGCAUGCAGAAGCAAUUAUGACCCCCAUGCCUGAAGGAUUAUCGCAGCAGCAGGUUGUGAGAAGAUAUAUUUUGGGCUCUGUAGUUGAUAGUGAGAAGAAUUAUGUGGAUGCUCUGAAAAGAAUUUUGGAGCAAUAUGAGAAGCCCCUGUCAGAAAUGGAACCAAAAUUACUUAGUGAAAGAAAACUCAAAAUGGUCUUUUAUCGUAUUAAGGAAAUUCUUCAGUGCCAUUCAAUGUUUCAAAUAGCACUGGCGAGUCGUGUAUCUGAAUGGGAUUCCGUUGAAAUGAUUGGUGAUGUCUUUGUUGCUUCAUUUUCCAAAUCUAUGGUAUUAGAUGCGUACAGUGAAUAUGUAAACAACUUCAGUACAGCAGUGGGGAUUCUUAAGAAAACAUGUGCCACCAAACCUGCCUUUCUGGAUUUCUUAAAGCAGUGCCAGGAGUCAAGCCCUGAUCGGAUUACGCUGUAUGGUUUAAUGAUGAAACCUAUCCAGCGCUUUCCACAGUUCAUCCUGCUAUUGCAGGAUAUGUUGAAGAACACUAAUAAAGGACAUCCUGACAGAUUACCUCUACAGAUGGCUCUUACAGAACUUGAAACACUAGCAGAGAAGUUAAAUGAAAGGAAAAGGGAUGCGGAUCAACGCUGUGAAAUAAAACAAAUAGCAAAAGCAAUGAACGAGCGUUAUCUAAAUAAGCUACUUAGCAGUGGAAACAGAUACCUUAUACGGACUGAUGAUAUGGUUGAAACAGUUUACAAUGACAAAGGAGAAAUUAUCAAAACCAAAGAACGGCGACUUUUCAUGUUAAAUGAUGUGCUGAUGUGUGCAACGGUAAAUAUACGCUCAUCCUACGAAAGCAGUGGCACUGUGACAACUGGCCAGAGGUAUUUAUUAAAAUGGAGUGUGCCACUGGGACAAGUGGAAGUCAUAGAGUAUGGCAGCAGUGAGGGCCAAGGAGAGAACUGCAGGUUUCCACCGCAGCACUCUGCUGAAAAUGUCAUCAUUAACUCUAAACCAAACAAGCUGUAUAUGGGACCAGGGCAACUAUACCAUGAUCUGCAGAACCUUUUGCAUGACUUGAAUGUAGUUGGUCAAAUUAGUCAAUUAAUAAGCAGCCUUAAAGGAAACUAUCAGAACUUAAACCAAUCUGUAGCCCAUGACUGGACCUCAGGUUUACAAAAACUGAUCUUGAAAAAAGAAGAUGAAAUCAGAGCAGCAGAUCGCUGUAGAAUUCAGCUGCAGCUUCCAGGAAAACAAGACAAGUCUGGGCGGCCUACUUUUUUUACAGCUGUAUUCAACACAUUUACCCCUGCCAUCAAACAAUCUUGGAUCAACAAUUUACAAAUGGCUAAACUAGCCCUUGCGGAAGAUAACCUGUUAGGUUGGUUCUGCGUAGAAGAUGAUGGGAAUCAAAUCAAAAAGGAGAAACAUCCUCUCCUUGUUAGACACAUGCCAGUGAUGAUGGCCAAGCAACAGGAAUUUAAGAUUGAAUGCGCUGCUUAUAAUCCUGAACCGUACCUCUCUGGAGAAACUGAGUCAGAUUCCUGUUCCAUGGAACAUGGUUUUCUUUGGAUUGGCAGUUGUACUAAUCAGAUGGGCCAGAUUGCAAUAGUCUCAUUUCAGAGCUCCGGCCCGAAGGUUAUUGAGUGCUUCAAUGUGGAAUCACGGAUUCUUUGCAUGGUCUACAUACCAGAGGAAGAGAAACUAAAAGAACAAAAUAUAUCUCUAGAUUCUGAAAAUGUUCCCGCAAAAGCUUCUAAUAUGCCUACUAUUUGCCUUGGCAUGGAAGAAGGAAGCAUUUCUGUUUACAAAAGUUGCCAAGGCUCAAAGAAAAUUCGACUUCAACACUUCUUCACUCCUGAAAAAUCAACCGUUAUGAGCUUAACAUACAUGUCGCAAUACUUGUUUGCUGGCUUGGUAAAUGGAAACAUUGCAAUCUACACAAAAGCAGAAGAUGGGGCAUGGAACACCGAACCUCAGAAGACAGUUAAGCUGGGGGUUUUGCCUGUUAGAGGUCUGCUUGUGAUGGAAGACAGCAUUUGGGCUGCGUGUGGUGGACAAAUUUUUAUAAUCAGCACAGUGACGCAUUCCAUAGAAAGCCAUUUUGAAGCUCAUCAAGAGGAAGGGAUGGUAAUCUCUCACAUGGCUGUUGCUGGAGUGGGAGUCUGGAUUGCCUUCACAUCUGGAUCUACGCUUCGCCUGUUCCACACAGAGACGCUGAAACACCUCCAGGAUAUUAACAUUGCCACGCCUGUUCACAAUAUGUUGCCAGGGCAGCAGCGUGUUUCUGUGACCAGCCUCCUGGUGUGCCAUGGUUUAUUACUGGUUGGAACAAAUCUGGGUAUAAUAGUAGCAUUGCCAGUGCCACGCCUGCAGGGGAUUCCUAAAGUAACUGGAAGAGGAAUGGUGUCAUAUCAUGCACACAAUGGGCCAGUCAAGUUUCUUGUAAUGGCUACGUCUAUAAACAAGAAAAACAAAAACAAGUUGAGGAACAGCCUGCCUCCUGGCUCAGAGUCUAAAGACGACGACCAAAAGAAUGUUCUGCACAAUGACAGACCGGGCUCUUCCCUUAGUAACAACCCUGAUACUUCAGUUUGGCUGGGAGGUUCAGUAGGAUCCAUUGCACAAAAAAGUGACUUGUCUUCAUCUUCAGGAUCCCUUACUUUGUCUCACGGAUCAAGUUCCCUAGAGCACAGACCAGAGGACAGUAACAUUUAUGAGCUUUUGAAGGAUCAAAAUUUCUCACUUAAAAGUAAAAGACAGAAAUCCAAGAAAAUGAAAGCGAUUUCAGUGUUAGUCAUUUCUGGUGGUCAAGGACACAGAAGAGUGAACAAGAAGACCAAGCAGCAACGACAGGAUGAAUUAGUAUCUUCAGUGAUGGUCUGGCAGAUCCCACUAUUAAAUAUCUGAGCGAACUAAAUCCAAAAUACUUCCUACUGUUAAACAAAGUCUGGUAUCUUUUUACAGCAAAUGCCAGCCUAGCACCCAAACCAACAGACUUUAUAUACAUGAGAUCAGUUUCAUUAGGACUUGAUCACAGAUACAAGGCAGAGUCUUCACAUAUUUAGAACAUUCUGCAGUGUUAAGAGUAUUGGAAAAAGUUUAGCUGUUGAUUCUGUCUUUGAUACGUAGAAUAGAAAGGAUUUGCUAGACACUUUUAAAGACUUCAGAAUCCUUAUUUAUAUUUACAUUUAUGAAUAUCAUUAUGUUCUAUAGCACUUAGGGAAGGCAAGGAACUUGUGCUCUGUCACAUGCUGUUUUCGGUUAUGUAAAUCAGCGGUUGUUUCCUUUUCCAAAGUGACAUAUUGCAUGGACUGUAGAUUUUAACAAAAUAGCAAAUAUUUUUAAACAAUAAAUAUUCUAAUGCAAGCUAAUAUUAAUUUGGUAACUACCAUCAUAGUUUGUAACAUCAUUCCAUAUGCCAGAGUUUGGUCUGAACAAAAGCAGUUAUUUUAAUUGACGUGUUUAUUUCAACGUAAAAAAUAGCUAUUUUUUAUUUCUAAUGCUCAGUAUUAUUAAAAAAAAAAAAAGUUGCAGUAUAAGAAGUGCAUUAUUUUCUCAGUAGGUGCAAUGUGUCUGUCACAUAGAGAAAGUUCUAACGAUGUUAUGACAUAGGGCAAAUAGAAAAUACAGAUGUAGAGCAGCUGUGCAUUGUAGUGCUGGUAACACAUUCCCUCCUGGCAGCUUGGUAUCAACGCUAGACAUGGACUGUGUCGUUCCUAAUUAGGUGUGCAUAACGAGUAUAUAAAUAAUCAGAAACACACUAACAUUGCAAUACGUAUAGGAAGCGCACGUAAUCGCUGUGGGCAUUUGCCCUGCAUCAGUUGAUUUUUGCUACAUCCUCAGGCAAACACCUAUCAAAUAGUGUCACUGCACAACUGCAGACAGCAGAGAUAGGGUUUCACCCAGAGAUUCAGCCAAAUAUGGUCUUGUAAGUGGAUAUUGUAAAAAUAGCGUGCACAGUUUCUUUGCGUUCAUUCACUCAGUGAGGAAAGCUGUUGCCUUAGUGCUAUUAGAGGGCUGAAAUCUAAACAGAGACCUAAUUCAUUGUCUUUUCUUCAUGAAUCAAUAUAUUUCCAAAGGGAAUGUUGAAUUUGGGGAUUACUACUGACCUUCAGCUCAGAAAGACAUUGCAAAAAAUGGUGAUGAGACAUGUCAUUCAAUCAAAAUGCAUUUAAUGUGUGUUGAGUGAAGGAACUGGGACCAUCCUUUUCCCUUGUCAAUAGACUGAAAGAUGCAGAGAAAUCAGGACUCAAGUUUCAUUUGGAUAUGUUAAGAACUCUAAUACUGUCCAUCAGUUCAAUAAAAUAUAAAUUAAAUGUGUCCAAAGCAGAAAGUCUGCCAGAUGUUUGCAUUGACUAAAGUCAAGUGCAAGUUUUGGCUGCUUCAGCACUCUUCUUACCCCAGUAAGGGGAUGGAUUUCCCUCAAAUUAUUUCUGCUACUUUUAAUACAAACUCCUUGAUUCCACCAUGCUUUGUUUCAGUCUGCACAGUUUUAAUCAACGUUAGCCAUAAUGGUGUUUCCCUGCACAUUGUAUUUCAAAGUAAACAGUAGUAGAGACAGGAUUAGUUCAUUCAAUAUAAGAUGGUUUGGUUUUGUUUUCUUAAAUAGCAGCAGCAUUUUAAGCGUUACUGAAAUUUCUUUUGCUAUUUUUCACCAAAUCUGUAUCUCUCUAAAUUCCCAGUCUGCUCUAAAAAGCAAACCUGUAUCAAGCUGACUCCCAAGUCAGUGGGUGGGCUGACUCACCAAGCCUGAUGGAGCACCGCAGUACGAGACCAUCGUGUCUUCCUGCCACAUGACACACAGUAUGUGGGACAGAGGAAAUACUGCUGCGGAGAACCUUUGCCUGCUGGCUGGCACUAAAAUAAAAAUAGACAUUUCAAAAAUCAGAGAUGCACGCACGUUUCUUUUCAGAGGUUUGGCCCACAUCCUACAUCCUGAUGAGAAUGGGUUUCUUAAGCCAUAAUAACAUCGAUUUCGAUAAGUCAUGAAGGACAUUUCUUAUGGGUUGGGUUGUAGGUUUAGGUCCUUCCCUAGUGUUUUGUGCAUCUACACUGUGUCCUUCACCAUCUACAUCUCACUGCUUCAGCUGGGUGUUGUCAGCAUUGGUAUGGCCUUAGUGCUGGCAUGAGUCCUUGUGCAAAACAAUUCAGCGUGCCUCUAAGCCACCAGCCAGUAGCAUUUUCCCCAAAUUUUCCUCCUCUUCCUGACCUAGUGCCUGGUUUGCCUGGCCUGAGGGAUCAAGGCUGGUGUAGCAUUUUCUACACUCUUCCAUAGCUAUGGCCCUGGGAGUUGCUCUUUGCCCACUGUGUGGAAGUACUAAAUCGUACAGUUUAAUGUAUGUAUAUUGAAAAGCAUGUUAAAAGAUUCUUCUGUGUAUAAAGCAUAUAUAACCUAGCGUCCCUUUGCUACACUACAGCAGAAAGACUAAAGGUGUGAUUCUAUGUGCCCCUUGGGUGCGGGCUUCCACAUCCAUGCUUUUGGGACUGGAAUUAUUAUGAUGAUCAUGCCCACCCUCUCGUGGUUCAUUAUCACUGAGAAUGGAAAGUUGAGUCCCCCACACAUUCAACUGGAAAUCCAUGCAUGGAGCUAUUACAGAAUCUGCUGGCAACGAUGCAUGAGAGUUUUAAAAUGUUAAGUGAUAUUCAUCCUAUCUUCCAGCUGAAAUGUUGCUUUCUUCAGAUAACAGAAGAGUAGAAACACGUCCAAAUCUGCUCUUCUGAAAGUCCAUCAACGUUUUGCCACUGAUCUCAGUAAGGCCAGCACCACAUUUACAUUACACUGUUUUGAAAACAAACGUAUCUGUUUGUCUUACUGAGUGGUAAAGAGAAAGAGAAGCUGUAUGUCUUUUGUUAGAGACACACAUUGUCAUUAACUGGAUUUUCAGUAAUGAACUGAGCACAACAUGCAAUGCUUAUUUUCUGAUACACAGCUACGUAGCAAGGUAUUACCUUACUGUGAAAGCAGAGAGGAACCAAAGUUUAUUUUACAGCAGGCGAAUAACCUUUAAAGCCGUUUCAGACUGCUGCUGGAUAGGUUGGAUCUUGCUUUCUGAUACUGCUUUUCUAGAUUAAUAGAAGUUGUGGAAAAUAUUAGGGAAAAAGGGGAGCAAGUGUAACCACUACAAUAUACUCUGUAUAUGUUUUCUAACACAUAGUAGGGUAUUUUAUAACAUGAGCCAUAAAACUUAUGUAUUUAUGUUCAAAGUAUAAACUGAAAAAAAUGUUUAAUAAAAAAUGUGAUAAAAAAUUAA